CUGGACUGCGUUGGCUGCCGGGAGUUGUAGUCCUCUAGCCUUUCUCGGCCCCCUCUUGCUUCCGGUGCCGUCACGGGACAGAGCAGUCGGUGACAGCUCCGAGGGCCCCCACCCCGCUCCCAUGGCCGAGCCGGACGCCUCUGACCCUCUGGAGACCCAGGCAGGGAAGGUGCAGGAGGCUCAGGAUUCAGACUCGGACACUGAGGGAGGAGCGGCUGGCGGAGAGGCAGAGAUGGACUUCCUGCGGAAUCUGUUCUCCCAGACCCUGGGCCUGCGCUCCCAGAAGGAGCGGCUGCUGGAUGACCUGAGCCUCGAAGGAGUGACCCGUUACAUGCAGAGCGAGCGCUGUCGAAGAGUCAUUUGUUUAGUGGGAGCCGGAAUCUCCACGUCUGCGGGUAUCCCUGACUUCCGCUCACCAUCCACUGGCCUCUAUGCGAACCUGGAGAAGUACAACCUCCCUUACCCGGAAGCCAUCUUUGAGAUCAGUUACUUCAAGAAACAUCCAGAACCCUUCUUUGCCCUUGCCAAGGAGCUCUAUCCCGGGCAGUUCAAGCCAACCAUCUGCCACUACUUCAUCCGCCUGCUGAAGGAGAAGGGACUGCUUCUGCGCUGCUACACCCAGAACAUUGACACUCUGGAGCGGGUGGCAGGAUUGGAGCCCCAGGACCUGGUGGAGGCCCAUGGCACCUUCUACACGUCACACUGCGUCAGCUCCUCCUGCCGGCAAGAGUACUCCCUGAGCUGGAUGAAAGAGAAGAUCUUCUCAGAAGCAACCCCCAAGUGCGAGAAAUGUCAGAGCUUGGUGAAGCCUGACAUCGUGUUUUUCGGUGAGAACCUCCCUCCACGCUUCUUCUCCUGCAUGCAGUCAGACUUCUCCAAGGUGGACCUCCUCAUCAUCAUGGGCACCUCCCUGCAGGUGCAGCCCUUCGCCUCCCUCAUCAGCAAGGCACCACUGUCUACCCCACGCCUGCUCAUCAACAAGGAGAAGACGGGCCAGACAGACCCCUUCCUGGGCAUGAUGAUGGGCUUGGGCGGUGGCAUGGAUUUUGACUCCAAGAAAGCUUACAGGGAUGUGGCCUGGCUAGGUGACUGUGACCAAGGCUGCCUGGCCCUGGCUGACCUCCUCGGAUGGAAGAAGGAGCUGGAAGACCUUGUCCGGAGGGAGCACGCCAGCAUAGACGCCCAGUCGGGAUCACAGGCCCCCAACCUCAGCACUACCACCUCCCCUAGGAAGUCCCCACCUCCAGCCGAGGAGGCGGCCAGGACCAAAGAGAGAGAGGAGCACCAGUGACCACUACCUCCCAGCAGGCCAGCGGAACCCCAGCCAGCACUGGUCCCUAACAUGGAGCUGGUGUGGGGCUCAGGAGAGCCUUCAUUCUCUUAACCACUUUCUUGAAACCAGGGUCCCCAACUCAAUCCCAGAAAGUUCUAACAUACCUGAGGCCUGAGGCCUGCAGCCUGCGCAGUAGCUCUCUUAACAGCUCACAGGCUCUAACCACCCAGGGCAAGCUCAACCUCCCCUAACUUCUAACUACUCCCAGAGAUCAGGUUACCCCCAAACUCCUGACUGCCAGAGUGCUCUUAGGGGGUCUGUGGCUAAAUCUAAUUAACCCGCCCCACCUGGGGGCUGAACUUCUGUGAUGAAAUGUAACUCCACCCAGGGGGUGAGGCCUGUGGGAUCGCUGAGCCUGGAGGCCUCCCAACUCUCGGCCUCCAACAGACAAAAUGGGUGCUGGCCUCUCUUUCCUAGGGACCCACUUGCCAGCCAGUGGGGGACGAGCAGGAGACCUCGUUUAUUGGAAACACAUUAAAAACAAGGCAAAUCAACUAA
Mesocricetus auratus (golden hamster) is the source of this 1831-nucleotide messenger RNA. RefSeq names its product sirtuin 2 (gene Sirt2). NCBI's taxonomy places the organism in Eukaryota, Metazoa, Chordata, Mammalia, Rodentia, Cricetidae. The record is from RefSeq and is a predicted model, not a curated record. The coding region runs from base 122 to 1291 and encodes 389 amino acids. Gene Ontology annotation, molecular function: histone deacetylase activity, NAD-dependent; NAD+ binding. The transcript is spliced from 16 exons.